AUGAACGGCAGCCGGAAGGAUGAAAGCCAUGGUGGCGCUCUAGCCCAGCAACAACUGCUAUACAUUGACGGGAAACACCAGGCUGCUUCUGAUGGGGCCACUUUUCCGGUCAAGAAUCCAAUGACUGGCAGUAUCAUGUACAACUGCGCUUCGGCCUCCGUUGACGACUACGCAACCGCCGUCGACAACGCCGAUGCGGCAUACCAAGGAUGGUCCAGAACGCCGCCUUCAACCAGACGACGUAUCUUCCUCAGGGCUGCUGAGAUAUUGGAGUCAUACAUGGAGGAAGAUGCACCAUUGCUUCUCUCCAACGAAGUGUCGGCCACCGAGCACUGGGUCAAGGUCAACAUUCUCGCCACUGCCGCGCUUUUUAGGGAGGUGGCAGGGCUGGUUACGCACAUCAAGGGCGAAAUUGUGCCAGCGGAUCGGCCCGGGACGACCAUCCUUGUAGAGAGGCAGGCUGUUGGCGUAAUAUUUGCUAUAGCCCCCUGGAACGCACCUGUGAAUUUGACGGCAAGGGCAGUAGCUUGCCCGCUCAUCUGCGGGAACACAGUGGUUUUGAAGCCGUCCGAGAUGAGCCCCAAGAGCCAAUUCCUCGUUGUACGGGCCUUGAGCGCGGCAGGCCUGCCACCGGGCUGCCUUAAUUUUCUCCCCUCAUCCCCAGAGCGCGCUCCCGAGGUGACCGAGUUUGCGGUUAAGCACCCAAAGAUCCUCCGCAUAAACUUCACGGGCAGCGACCGGGUGGGCAAAAUCAUUGCCGGGUGGGCCGCCACCUGCUUGAAGCGGUGCGUCUUGGAAUUGGGGGGCAAAGCGCCCGUCAUCGUACUGGACGAUGCCAACAUUGACGAUGCGGUUGAGGCGGUGGUGUUUGGCGCUUACGCCUACGCUGGGCAGGUUUGCAUGUCUACUGAACGUGUGCUGCUGCAUAAAUCGAUCGCCGGGGAAUUCAAGGAGAAACUAGUCCGCCGGACGGCAAGUCUGAAGUCUGGCAACCACCUGGAAGAGACUGGGGUCUCCAUUUCCGGGCUCUUCACGCCGGCGUCUGCCGCGCGGGUCAUGGCCAUGAUCCGCAGCGCCGUAGACGGCGGCGCCAAAAUGCUGGCGGGAGACCUCAAGAUUACAGGCCCCAACCAAACCAUCAUUGCGCCUCACAUUCUCGAGAAUGUCAGCCCCGAAAUGGACCUUGCGCACAAGGAAUCGUUCGGCCCGGUCAUGGUUCUGUCCGAGUUUGAGACGGACGAAGAGGCGAUUGCGUCGGCAAACGACAGCGAGUUCUCGCUCUGCGCCAGCGUCUGGUCAAGAGAUGUCAUGAGGGCGAUGGACAUUACAAGGCGGGUGAGGGCAGGCGCGUGUCACAUCAACGGCCCGACCAUAUACGUUGAGUCCACGCUUCCAAACGGCGGCACCGGCGGUAGCAGUGGAUAUGGUCGUUUUGGCGGCAUGGCUGGUGUGGAGGAGUUUACUGAGCGCAAAAUUGUCACACUGGCCAAGCCAGGCUUGAAGUUUCCGUUUUGA
Molecule: messenger RNA, 1515 nt
Organism: Canariomyces notabilis
Lineage: Eukaryota; Fungi; Ascomycota; Sordariomycetes; Sordariales; Chaetomiaceae
Product: aldehyde dehydrogenase
Exons: 2
Coding region: 1-1515 (504 amino acids)
Molecular function (GO): oxidoreductase activity, acting on the aldehyde or oxo group of donors, NAD or NADP as acceptor
Source: RefSeq, a predicted model, not a curated record